Messenger RNA from Biomphalaria glabrata, 1478 nucleotides. Its product is annotated as lysophospholipase D GDPD1-like. Gene Ontology annotation, molecular function: phosphatidylcholine lysophospholipase A1 activity; phosphoric diester hydrolase activity. The record is from RefSeq and is a predicted model, not a curated record. Gene Ontology annotation, biological process: glycerophospholipid catabolic process. Bases 323 to 1291 code for a protein of 322 amino acids. Lineage: Eukaryota; Metazoa; Mollusca; Gastropoda; Planorbidae. Gene Ontology annotation, cellular component: endoplasmic reticulum membrane. The transcript has 11 exons.
UUAUUGUUGUCUUACUUGUCUAGCCCAACUGGUGUUGUGGCAUAGACAUUAACUUUUACUCAUGUAUUGCUUUCAUUAGCUACAGGCUGGUAGUGAAUAUUACCUUAUGUCUGUAUUAUUUUGUAUGUGUUAGUCUAGAUCUAAUUCAUUAUUAUUUUGUUAUUAUGUCUUAUGUUUUAUGUAUUUGUAAUUGCAGGCUAUAAUUCCUGCCUGUCUGCCAACUGGUUGCCGCAGUUAUUACUGCCAACUGUUUUCUGUCGUUAUUAUUACUGCCGAAUAGCUGCUUUAUUUGUUAGGAUCAGUUCGAUUUAUUAUAAAAACAAUGAUAUACUUUUUGCUUUUGGGAAGCUAUAUAUUGACAUCAUAUAUACUACUCAAGCAUCCUAACAUUCUGCAUAAAAAGAAAAAUCUCAUGUUUAGAGCUAAACAUAUUAGCCACAGGGGAGGUGCAGCUGAAAGAAUUGAGAAUACAAUGGAAGCCUUUAGAAAUGCCAAGGCUGUUGGUACAGAUAUGCUUGAAUUAGAUUGUCAGCUGACUAAAGAUGGUCAUGUAGUUGUGUCUCAUGAUGAUAAUCUUUCACGUAUAUGUAAUAGUCAGCUGUGUAUUUCAGAAACAGAGUAUCAGCAUCUUCCUCUGUUGAAGGAAAAAGUGAAGGUUGAUUUUUACCAAAAAAUGUUUGGUGAAGGUAAAGACCAUCGAAUACCUCUUCUAGAGGACGUUUUCCGGGAAUUUCCUGAUCUUGCCAUCAACAUUGACAUCAAGGUGAACAAUGACAUACUUAUGAAAAAGGUCGAUGAAAUGAUUAGACGUUACAACAGGGAGGAGCUAACUGCUUGGGGAAAUAGAUCUGAUGAAAUUUGUCAAAAACUAUUUAAAUUAAAUCCCAAAGUGCCUUUAAUUUUUUCACUACGACAAGUCACUUUACUUUUGAUAUUUUACUGGACAGGAUUACUCCCCUUUAUCAAUUUAAAGGAGUCUCUGUUGGAAAUAAUUGUACCAGGGAUUAUGCUAGAUUCUCAAGAAUUGAUUGACAUGCCUCUUAGUAGAAAGGCAAAAUUUGUUUUCUGGAUAAUGGACAAGCUUUUAAUCCGACCAUCUUUAAUCAAACAUUUAGAUGACCGAGGUAUACAGACAUAUCUUUGGGUAUUAAACCGGGAGAAAGAUUUUGAUAGAGCUUUUAAAGCUGGAGCUACAGGUGUAAUGUCAGAUAGAAUAGUGCUGCUUAGAAAAUAUUUAGACAGCAAGAUUUCAACAACUCAAGCAAAUUUUCAUGAGAUUAAGCAAGAUUAAUUGUUUGUGCAUUAUUAUUUAAAAAAUAAUUUGUAUACACAAUGUACAUGUUGCUGCUACAUUUAUCAUCGAUUUUUCAUAUUAUUUUAUUUUUAUGAGCAUAACGAUGCUAAUAUAGACCUAAAAUAAACAUAAAAAUAAAUUAAAAAAAAAAAAAAAUGUUUGUAUUAAAAUUUUAUAUGUUGAA